UUUCUUUAAUGUGUAGCAUAUUCAGGUUAAGAGUGAGUGACUGGAGCUAAAUAACUUAAUAGGUCGAAAGUCUGGUACCGGCUGGUAUCAUGCGAUCUGGUCUGAAUAGCCGUUGUGCCGAAAAUAAUUGAGCUUUGCGCUAUAAAAAGCAAGGGCACUGCUAAGGAGUACUGCUCCCAACUCCAGUUUGGAGUUACCAAGUACCAUUUAGAUGUACAGACGAGAGCAUAUCGGAAAUUCUGAUCUCACAGAUCAUUUGGAUACUCUAGCUCUGCGGAAAGACUUUGGUCUUUCGUGUAUUUUAUGUACGGCUACACCAGACCAUUCGUGAAAUGCGGUAAGAAGGGCUACGUGAUGCCGGGCGCGUUCAGGAAACACGCAGAUGCCAUCUACAACAUGAAAGUUAGACCCGAUGAUAUUUGGGUCAUCACUUUCCCGAGAUCAGGUACAACGUGGACGCAAGAAUUAAUUUGGCUGGUGGAAAAUAAUUUGAAUUAUAACGCUGCAAGAGAACGACCCCUUUACGAAAGAUUUCCAAUGCUAGAAACAACCAGCCAGAUACCGGAAAUAGCGUACGAGUUCAUAAAAGCGAAUUUCAUGAAUUUGGGCAGCUUCCAAGGGCUUACGGAAGCGGCCCGGUACCCUAGCUGGAAGAUGAUAGAGGAGAUGCCUUCCCCGAGAUUCAUAAAGACACACCUGCCACUAUCCCUUCUGCCGCCGACCCUGCUGGAGACGGCAAAGGUCGUGUACGUGGCCAGGGAUCCAAGGGAUGUUGUGGUUUCAUAUUAUUAUCUACACAAAAUGGUCAGCAAGCAUUUGAUGAGGGCUACGUUUCACGACUUCUGGGAGGCCUUCAGACGAGAUCUGUUACCUUGGACCCCAAUAGUAGCACACACAAACGAGGCCUGGGUCCAUCGAUACCAUCCGAACAUGCACUUUGUGUUUUAUGAAGAUAUGAUUAAGGAUCUGCCCAAGGAAAUCCGUCGAGUCUGUAAGUUCUUGCAGAGGUACUACACGGACGACCAAGUGAAGGCGCUCUCAGAGCAUCUCAGUUUUGAGAGCUUAAGAAAAAACAAGAAUGUUAACAAUACUACCGGCGAAGAGAAUAAUGGAGUGCAGUUUGUAAGGAAAGGUGAAGCCGGUGGUUGGAAGUCGCAUUUUGACGAAGUGAUGACGUCACAAGCCGAAGACUUCCUCAUAUCGCGACUGAAAGGUCUAGAUCUCGUGUACCCGUCGUUGGAAAACGGGGAGACCACACAUCUAUAGUGUGUUGGUUUUCGUUACAAGAUACUUAAAGAGGCCUCUGAAUAAACCGAAGGUGGUUGAAGACAUUUAUUUUCUGCAUAGAACUAAUGCUAGGUUUUCGGUAUGUAAAUGUCAUCUAAUCUGUUAGAUUCAUUGAGGAUCACCAGCUUACCCUGAUAGACCAUUGACCAGACGCAAUCAGGUACCCAAAUAUGUAUGUAGAUUUAAGAUGAUAAUUUUGUUGUAUUGGUUUUUUUUCUUAUUUAUCUGACAUUCAAAAUGGUAAAUAUUUUAACCAAAAUAAAGGAGAAACCCCAUUUUGGGCCUAAGCGUUACACGAAUGGGAUAUGUACCAAAAAAUUCGUCUAUUUUGCUUGAUUAACCUAUUGAAAUCUUAGCUUCAUUGACAAUGGCCAAGUGUAGAAAAUAAGUUGAAUUAAAUUUUUUGUUUUAAACAAUCUUUGUAAACAUCUGCAACACUUAUUUCAAUAUACGUAACUAGCUCCACAAACGUGCGGAUUAGAAUUAGAACAUCCAUAAAAUAGGAUCGAUUUAGUGGAAAUCAAGUGUAAAAAAUAAUUAAUACUCUUUUGCUUUAGGAUAAAUGACUGUUUUUAUAGGUAUUUUAAUCAAUGUAAAUAGAGUAUGGCCAUCGAAUCGUGACACAACUACUUACAAUGGCGGCAAUUCAAAAUAUCUAGAACUGACAACAUUAAAUAUAGCAUGAAAGGGUAGUUUUGCAUUUUUAUAUUAAUGUGACUAUGCCAUAGAAAAACACAAAUGUAUCAAAUCGUGUUAUGUUAUCUUUAAUGUUGCCAACUGAAGAUAUUUUGGAUUUUGCCGUAAACCAGUAAUGCGUUUCAGUUUGAAGGGCGGGGCAGCCGUUGUAACUAUACUGAGACCUUAGAACUUAUAUCUCAAGGUGGGUGGCGCAUUUACGUCGUAGAUGUCUAUGAGCUCCAGUAACCACUUAACAUCAGGUGGGCUGUGAGCUCGUCGAUGGGUAUCUAAGCAAUAAAAAAUAAAAAUAAAAAAGGCAUGAAAUAAAAUGAAAUGAAAUGUGAUGAGAUAAUAUGGGAGCACGUAAUGAUUUAUAUUUUAUAUAAAAAAGUUAUCAUAUAAAUAUAGUUUUUCAUAUAAAAAAGUUUUCAUUAAAAUUAAAAUAAGACUGACCUAAAGGUCUUAGUUACCAGGUCAUAAAAUCCCUUAAAAAAAUCAUUUCGUGCGCAGCGCGUUUCGCAUUACGUUGUUUUUAAUUUUUGGCUUUCGUUCGUUUUCGUAAACAACCUAACGCGCGAUUUGUCGUAACAGGUUCCAUUUUUAUUUUAAAGCAACCUGUUGCUGCAACAGGUUUCGUAAAAAAUUACUCAUCUUUAGUAGGAAACAGCCUCAAAAAUAUCAUUUUUAUUAAAAUAUCUCGAACAAUAAACAUAACCUAAAAUGUAAACAUUGUCUGAUUUUACCAAUUUGGCCAUUGCUGGGAGACCUGAAAAUUAGGCUCAUGAAACCUUCUUAGGUAUUGUAACUUAUGCCCAAAUUCUAGCACUGUAACGCCAGGCCCAAGUUUGUAUGGAUUUCGGGUUUGUCCUUUACGUGUUAAUAAUUAAUCUAUUCAGAUUACAAACUUAAUGACAGAUAGAACUUAACCUAAUAAAUAAAGUAUAUACAAACAACCUAAUGAAUGAUUAACAAUGUUGAUAUAGGUAGUGAAGUAUGAAAGCUAAUGAAAUAUUAAAUAAAAAACGGAACUCAUAAUAUACUCUUACAUAUGUUAGAACGUAGUCAUUUAACUAAUAAAUUGUCAUCGGUCUUUGAUACGUGUGAAAUUUUUUAAGUUAAUUGUUUUUCUUGAAGUCGCUGAAAAUGACGCUCAAAAAUUUCGUUGCGCACAAACGAGCAUAGUAAAUUAAUAAAUCAAGUUAAAAAUAGAUUUUUUCUCCUACCUACGCCGAAAGUUCGGUUUUCCUCCGACUAUACAGGGAAGAAAGUCUAACUUUUCCUCCCUGGAUACUGACAAGUGCGCAUGCGCGUUAGUGUCUACGUCUGCUCUCACGCACCUAAAACUCUCCGCCAUUGUUGUGCUGGGUAAUUUGCAAUAUUGUGUUUAGUGUAAAUGUGAAAUAAACAAAAGGCAAUAAAAUUUAAUAGUGAAGUAUUAAACAAAGAUGAGUUCAUCAGACAGUUCUUAUUCAAUUAGUAGUCGUUUAUUUAAAAAUAAAAAAACAGUUAAAUUGUUUUUUUUUUAGUACGGGGGGCUCCAACCCCCUACCCUUCGCCCCUUGACCCCGGUUCGGUACUCCACGAAAUUUCGGCCUGGUAGGAGAAAAAAUAGUAUGUGCACCGCGAGAGAAAAGUUGGACAUUUCCUCUCUCCAUUCCUUCUCCCUUGGUGCACAAUGUACUAUUGGAUUAGGAAGUUAUUUUUUAUUUAUUUUUUAUUGCCCUUGUAGGCAGACGAGCACACGGCCCACCUGAUGGUGAUUGGUUACCGUCGCCCAUGGACUUCAGCAAUGCCAGGGGCAGAGCCUUGCCGCUGCCUACCGAGCCUACCGAAGUUAGUUUAUUCAUAAGAUUAAACUUGAGCAGAUCUCUCUAGAUACUUUUUAAAAUAUUAGUUUUAAGGAAGAAUGUGAAGAAGCCCGCAAAGAUUAUAAUUUGCGUAAUUACUGGUGGGUAGGACGUCUUGUGAGUCCGCACGGGUAUGUACCGCCUAUUUCUGCCGUGAAGUAGCGUUUUGAUUUGAAAGAUGGGGCAGUUGUUGUAUUGUAAAAACUAGGUCCUUAGAACUCAUGUCUCACUUAACACCAGGUGGACCGUGAGCUCGGUCACCCAUGUAAGCAAUUAAAAAAAGGAGAUGGUCUCCAAAGACUUGAGUGUUCGAUUUUGAUGAUCAGAAUAAUAUUUGAUAAUAUCUGAGGCCAUGGAUAUUUUAACGCUCCUACUCAUUUCGAAUGGGCCCAGUCUUGUUGGGCACCAAUCAGGACAAGGAAAUAUCCACCUGUGAGUGUUCACACCAGGAAUCGUAGUAUUUCGUUGUAUUCAAACACCGUGUUAUGGUAAUGCCGCUGUCCAUCUUUGAUGCUGGAAUCUACCAUGACUGUUUCGCGGCAGAAAUAGAAUUAAUAAUAGAAUAAAACAUAGAUUAAUUCAUAGUCUUAAGCUAUUUAUAUGUAUUACCUUCGAAUACUUGUUCUUUCACAAGCAAGCCAUCUCUCUCUGCAGUUUCUAAGGUAAGACGAGUGACAGUGACAAAAGUAUUUUAAUCAGUGUUAUUUAAAUCUGCAAUUUUGUUGUCGUAAUAUAACCUCGAUUAUAAUUAUUUAUGUUAAUGUAUAAUUUGUAUGUAUUUGUUUUUAAUAAGUUUUAUUAUUAAGUUGAAUUAAAAGUGUCUUGGGAUUGAAGUUA
This is a messenger RNA of Bombyx mori (domestic silkworm), 4649 nucleotides long. It is a transcript of the gene Sult, whose product is annotated as sulfotransferase. Lineage: Eukaryota; Metazoa; Arthropoda; Insecta; Lepidoptera; Bombycidae. Gene Ontology annotation, molecular function: sulfotransferase activity. Gene Ontology annotation, cellular component: cytoplasm. Gene Ontology annotation, biological process: sulfation. Bases 304 to 1266 code for a protein of 320 amino acids. The transcript is spliced from 7 exons. The record is from RefSeq and is a predicted model, not a curated record.